GCUCUCCCGUAUAUAAUCACGCCCACCCACCGCAUCGUCUUCUGCACGGCCUCAAGAUUUCACUCUCGAAAUUCAUACAGUUUGCGCGCGAAUUCUGCAGUACCCAUGGAAGAAGCCAAGAGGGGAUUGUUCAUGUGCUCCGCCGCGAGAUCGACGAAGUGCGGUGACGGCGGCGGCGAGCUCGACGACGACCCCGUCCCGACCCUGCUCUUCACCGCCGGAACCGCUCUCGCCGUACUGGGCCUGAAGCGCGCCGUCCUCGCUUUCCUGGGGAAGCAAUGCUGGCACGUGUGGUGGGUCUUCGUGCUCCUCAACGUCAUCCUCCUGGUCGUCUUCUUUACUUCCAGGCGCUCGAGCUCGACGACGCCGGGCCACCGCCGAAAGAAUCAAGAAUCGGAACCGGAGGAUGACGGGGAACGGACGUCCAAGAAGCAGCAAAGGAAGAGAAAAUCGCGGCGGUGCUCCAGGUCUCCGGCGGUCGAAAGAGCACGUGGCGAGCGCGAGGAAUCGGUUUACGAGGAAAAAGAUGGUCGGAGCGGGACCGAGGAGCAAGAUGCGGCACGGGAGGACGAUCAAGCAGGAGCCUACGAGGGGCUGUCGGACGAGGAGCUGAACGAGAAAGUCGAAAGUUUCAUUGUGACGUUCAGGCAGCACUUGGUUUCUGAUGCGAGGCGGAGGUGAAAUUUUUGGGGCUGGUCUUGUGAAGAAGAAGAUUUUUCAACGCAGGGUCAACACAAUUUUUUUGUUUUUUUUCCCUCAUGAUUUGCUGCAAUACAUAGUUUAAUUUAAUUUUAUAUUAUUUUAAAUGCAUAAUUAAAUGGUAGCAAUUAUUAUCGCAUGGUCAUUUCACGGACCACAUAAUGUCGUGUCUGAGUAAAGCUUUUACUGAGAUUCUAGUACGAUGCGA
Eucalyptus grandis is the source of this 907-nucleotide messenger RNA. RefSeq lists its product as uncharacterized. The transcript has a single exon. The coding region runs from base 106 to 681 and encodes 191 amino acids. The record is from RefSeq and is a predicted model, not a curated record. Lineage: Eukaryota; Viridiplantae; Streptophyta; Magnoliopsida; Myrtales; Myrtaceae.